AAACAUCACAUUCAUCCCUCGCAAAAGCGCAUGCAUCAACGCAACAUCGCCUUCGUGACAUUUAGUCCCGUCGGGUCGUGCUCGGCAAGAUGUGGCGCAGGAUCUAUCUCGCUCUGGUUCUUGUGAGGCUUUACUUCGCGCUAUCGCCGAGCUACAUCCAUCCCGAUGAGCACUUUCAAGGGCCCGAAGUCAUCGCUGGCGAGGUGUUCGGCUACCCAAUAUACAAGACAUGGGAGUUCACCUCCUCACACCCCAUACGGAGCAUCUUCCCUUUCUGGCUCAUCUAUGGCUGGCCCUUGACCGUGUUGAAAUGGCUAUGGGAAGGACUUGGCUAUGGACCGGUUCCUCCGUACAUUGCCUUCUAUUCUCUCCGCAUUCUCAUGUUCCUCCUCAGUUUUAUCCUCGGAGACUGGGCCAUUCAUGAGUUGAUUCACAACAUUCGCGAUCGACGCUGGGCGAUAACCCUAGUCGCUUCUUCGAAGGACAUCCUCUUCUGGUCGGCAGUUUCGGGAGUCAUCGUCCUAUCGUUCUUCCCGCAUCAAGAGGCACGAUUCUUGCUUCCCGCAGUGCCUCUCCUUCUUUCGAGUGUGAAGGUCCCGAAGCGUGGAAUGCGCUUUUGUCUCGGCGCAUGGGCGGUCUUCAAUGCGUUCGCCGCCGUUCUAUUCGGGAUCUAUCACCAGGGUGGUGCAGUUCCAGCCCAGACGUGGAUCGCCGGGCAGGAUAACAUCAGCCAGACAUUUUGGUGGAAGACAUACAGUCCGCCCAGGUGGUUAUUGGACGGCAAAAACGAAAAGGUCACCACGACCGACUUGAUGGGCAUGCCUGGUGAUCAGAUGAUCGACAUGCUUCAGAAGUCAGCCGUAUGCAAGGGAGAAGUCGAUCAGAUACUGCUUGUCGCCCCAUUGAGUGCUACUUUCUUGGAUGGAUAUGUUGACGAUCGGUCCAAUGGUGCAAAGCUGGAUUUUGAGAGGCUAUGGGAAGACAGUCGUCAUAUGUUCAUCCAUUUGGUGGGGUUUGGUGGGAUGUUCUCGAGGUGGACCGUGCUUUUUACCCUUGAGUCAAACGUCAAUCGUGAGCAAAAUGUUGGAGCUGUUUCUUGCUGGAUCCUCGCAUUGACCGAACACAUUGCACUGCUCAACAUGGCCGAAGCACAAAUCAAAGAAUGGCAGGAGCGUGCGGAGGCACUCAAGCCUUUGAACCUGAAGCAGAUUGAGGGACCACUCGGCGAACUCGACGCACACCUCACACUACGCAGCUACAUUAUUGGCUAUAGUCUCUCAGAUGCCGACACCACUGUAUGGAAGACUCUUCGAGCGAACCGUGUGGCUCACGCAUACAUCAAACAGAGUCUCAUGGUCAACCUCUCACGAUGGUUCUUCUUCAUUGAAGCCACCGCUCAGCCCAGCAUCGACUUGCCCACACGACCUGCGAAGGAAGCCGCUGAUGAGGGUGCAAGCUACGACAUCGGUCUGCAGGAUACUGAGAAGGGUGUUGUCACGAGGUUUCCUCCUGAGCCAUCUGGCUACCUCCACAUCGGACAUGCAAAGGCUGCUUUGCUCAACGACUACUUCGCCCACAAGAAGUACAAGGGCACCAUGAUUCUCCGAUUCGACGAUACCAACCCUUCCAAGGAGAAGCAGGAAUUUCAGGACUCCAUUCUCAAGGACUGCGAACUUCUCGGCGUCAAGCCAGACCGCAUCACCUACACCAGCGACUACUUCGAGGAUCUUCACAAGGUCGCCGUGCAGAUGAUCAAGGAUGGAAAUGCGUACGCAGACAACACACCGCAAGAGCAGCUGCAGAAGGAGCGUAUGGAGAAGAUUGAAAGCGUGCACCGCAACGACUCGAUCGAGGACAACCUGGCACACUUCGAGGAGAUGAAGACUGGUUCUGAAGAGGGCACAAAGUGGUUCAUUCGUGCGAAGUUGGACAUGAGCAGCAACAACGGCGCUAUGCGUGAUCCAGUCAUCUACCGAUGCAAUCCAGAGGCUCACCACCGCACUGGUACAACAUGGAAGAUCUACCCGACCUACGACUUCGCAUGCCCGGUUGUGGACUCGGUCGAGGGUAUUACCCACGCGCUGAGAACCACCGAGUACAACGAUCGUGAUCCUCAAUACCAGUGGUUCCUGAAGACGCUCAAUCUCCGCCACGUUUACAACUGGAACUUCUCCCGCAUGAACUUCAUCAAGACUUUCCUCUCCAAGCGCAAGCUGAACAAGGUCGUCGAUGACGGCAAGGUCUGGGGCUGGGACGAUCCUCGCAUGCCUACUGUGCGUGGUAUUCGUCGUCGCGGUAUGACCAUUCCAGCUUUGCAAGAGUUCAUCCUCAAGACAGGCCCGAGUAAGAACAUCAAUCUAAUGGACUGGUCUGCUUUCUGGGCGACAAACAAAAAGUACAUUGACCCGGUCGCUCCUCGAUACACUGCCGUAGUCGGCGAGAACAAAGUCACUUGCACUGUCACUGGCGCACCAGAGGCACCGCGCACCGAGGAGAAGGACUUGCACGCGAAGAAUACUGAAGUCGGCAAGAAGAAGGUCGUCUUCAGCAAGACCAUCAUCCUCGAUCAGGAAGAUGCUCGGUCAUUCGAGCAAGACGAGGAGAUCACUCUGAUGAACUGGGGCAAUGCCAUUGUGCGCAAGAAGACGCACUCGCUCAACCCUCUCAAUCUUGUCAAGUCGGACGGCGACAAGAUGGUCACCGAGCUCGAGCUCGAACUUCACCUGCAGGGCGAUGUCAAGACGACGAAGAAGAAGGUGACCUGGCUGUCGACUGAUCAAGAGCUCGUGCCCAUCACGCUGUACGAAUUCGACUACCUGAUCAGUAAGGACAAGUUGGAGGAGGACGAUGUGCUGGAGGAGAUUCUCAACAAGGUCACGGAAGUCAAGACAGAGGCGUUGGCGGACUGCAAUGUCGCGGCACUGCAGGAGGAUGCGAUUGUGCAGUUCGAUCGGAAGGGAUACUUCCGCAUUGAUAAGGCGUUCAAGCAUGGUGAGCCUGCGGUGGCUUUCCAGAUUCCGACGGGCAAGAAAAUGUAG
Molecule: messenger RNA, 3038 nt
Organism: Zymoseptoria tritici IPO323
Lineage: Eukaryota; Fungi; Ascomycota; Dothideomycetes; Mycosphaerellales; Mycosphaerellaceae
Exons: 4
Coding region: 90-3038 (982 amino acids)
Biological process (GO): glutamyl-tRNA aminoacylation; translation
Cellular component (GO): cytosol; methionyl glutamyl tRNA synthetase complex; cytoplasm
Molecular function (GO): glutamate-tRNA ligase activity; glycosyltransferase activity; ATP binding
Source: RefSeq, a predicted model, not a curated record